Messenger RNA from Stegastes partitus (bicolor damselfish), 1062 nucleotides. RefSeq names its product peroxiredoxin 1 (gene prdx1). Gene Ontology annotation, cellular component: cytosol. Gene Ontology annotation, molecular function: thioredoxin peroxidase activity. The record is from RefSeq and is a predicted model, not a curated record. Gene Ontology annotation, biological process: removal of superoxide radicals; hydrogen peroxide catabolic process; cell redox homeostasis. The transcript is spliced from 6 exons. The coding region runs from base 84 to 680 and encodes 198 amino acids. Lineage: Eukaryota; Metazoa; Chordata; Actinopteri; Pomacentridae.
AAUCCCCAGACGAGACUGACGACCGGCUACACUCCGAUCCCCCCGAAGUCAGCGUGGUGACAGGAAGAGCUGAGACUGAAAAGAUGUCUGCAGGCAACGCAAGAAUUGGAAAGCCGGCCCCAGACUUCACAGCCAAGGCGGUGAUGCCAGACGGGCAGUUCCGUGACAUGAAGCUGUCGGACUACAGAGGGAAGUACGUGGUCUUUUUCUUCUAUCCGCUGGACUUCACCUUUGUGUGCCCGACUGAGAUCAUCGCUUUUAGCGAUGCUGCCGACGAUUUCAGGAAGAUCGGCUGUGAGGUGAUCGCCGCCUCUGUCGACUCCCACUUCUCCCAUUUCGCAUGGACCAACACACCCCGUAAGCAGGGCGGCCUGGGUAGCAUGAAGAUACCUCUGGUGUCUGACACACGGCGCACCAUCUCCACAGAUUACGGUGUCCUCAAGGAGGAUGAGGGCAUCGCCUACAGGGGUCUGUUCAUCAUCGACGACAAGGGCAUCCUGAGACAGAUCACCAUCAACGACCUUCCAGUGGGACGCUCCGUCGAGGAAACCUUGCGUCUGGUCCAAGCCUUUCAGUUCACCGACAAGCACGGAGAAGUCUGCCCAGCCGGCUGGAAACCAGGAAGCGACACCAUCAAACCCGACGUCCAGAAGAGCAAAGACUUCUUCUCCAAGCAGUGAUGAACCCAAGGCCAGAGUCUGCCGCCUGCUGUAGAAGAUUUCAUUUCACGAUCACAUUUCUAACGAUAUUUAAGUCAGCCGCUGUGCCUGUGGAGGAGCGGUUAGGAGGCCGCCGUCGUUGUAGUCAACAUGUUGUGUGUGUUUUGUUGUUUGUAACGUUACAAGUGCACUUAGACCAAAGUAUGUAAUCGUGUAAUGAUGUCGGCUGUGAUACGCCGUCUUUGUUCCAUCAUUCCUCACUGUUAGGUUUUUAUUUGGCAAGAAGCCACAAACACUUCUGCUUUUUAUGUUGUUGUUGUUGUUGUUGUUUUUUAUUACACUGAACAACAGAUGUUCUUUCAUCCAAAUAAAGAAAACAGAAAACCAGUCACACUAAAGAACA